AUGGCUACAUCACAAAAGACUGAGUCUCCCCAAGAGGCUGUGUUUGGAGGUGCUGAGGGACCAGACGCAAUGUAUGUCAAGCUCGUUUCGUCAGACGAUCAUGAGUUUUAUGUCAAGCGUGAAUAUGCCUUGACCAGUGGCAUAAUAAAGGCAAUGCUCUCCGGCCCAGGCCAGUUCCAGGAGAACGAGACGAACGUUGUGCACUUCCGAGAGAUACCCUCACAUGUGUUGCAAAAGGUGUGCAGUUACUUCGCCUACAAGGUGCGCUACAGCAACUCCUCCUCGGAGAUACCCGAGUUUCCCAUUGCCCCGGAGAUCAGUCUUGAGCUUCUAAUGGCUGCCAACUUCCUCGACUGCUAG
This is a messenger RNA of Echinococcus granulosus, 360 nucleotides long. Its product is annotated as Transcription elongation factor B polypeptide. NCBI's taxonomy places the organism in Eukaryota, Metazoa, Platyhelminthes, Cestoda, Cyclophyllidea, Taeniidae. Gene Ontology annotation, molecular function: protein-macromolecule adaptor activity. Bases 1 to 360 code for a protein of 119 amino acids. Gene Ontology annotation, biological process: ubiquitin-dependent protein catabolic process. The record is from RefSeq and is a predicted model, not a curated record. Gene Ontology annotation, cellular component: elongin complex. The transcript has 2 exons.